Molecule: messenger RNA, 641 nt
Organism: Colius striatus (speckled mousebird)
Lineage: Eukaryota; Metazoa; Chordata; Aves; Coliiformes; Coliidae
Gene: PHPT1
Product: phosphohistidine phosphatase 1
Exons: 3
Coding region: 14-373 (119 amino acids)
Biological process (GO): peptidyl-histidine dephosphorylation
Cellular component (GO): cytosol
Molecular function (GO): protein histidine phosphatase activity
Source: RefSeq, a predicted model, not a curated record
CGGGGCGGGCGCGAUGGCGGACGAGGCGCUCGCGGCGGUCCGGGACGUGGAGAUCGACGGCGGCGGCGUGUUCAAGUACGUGCUGGUGCGCGUGCGCGCGGCCGGCGGCGGCGGGAAGGACGUGGUGCGCGGGCACGGCUGGGCUGAGUACCACGCCGACCUGUACGAGCGGACGGCGGAGGAGCUGUCGCGGCAGGGGCUGGACUGCGAGUGCCUGGGUGGCGGCCGCCUGUCCCACCGGCCCGAGGAGAGGAAGAUCCAUGUCUACGGAUACUCCGUGGGCUUCGGGCGCGCCAACCACUCGGUGACCACGGAGAAGCUGAAAGCUGAGUACCCGGACUACGAGAUCACGUGGGCAGACGAAGGCUACUGAGGUGCUGCAGCCAGGCAGCGGUGCCAGCCUGGAGCUGGCACGGCCGGGGCGCUGGCAGCGGGCUCCCCGUGCUCAGCAGCUCUCUGGGCUCUCCUGGUUUUCCCCUGUGUCGAACUUGCCCGUUCCCUGCCGUCCCCAGCCUUCUGCCCGCCCCCUGGCACGGUUUGGCAAAGCCUGGGUGAAGCUGGUGGGUGCAGCUUGGCCUCCCCGGGGCGAGGGGGGUUGUGCCACGUAUGUAUGUGAGAAUUAAAACAUGUUGGAGAGUGCA